Messenger RNA from Aphidius gifuensis, 1448 nucleotides. RefSeq lists its product as uncharacterized. The transcript has 5 exons. The record is from RefSeq and is a predicted model, not a curated record. Lineage: Eukaryota; Metazoa; Arthropoda; Insecta; Hymenoptera; Braconidae. Bases 146 to 1375 code for a protein of 409 amino acids.
AAUGUACACAAACAAAAGACAAAAUUACUGUUAUCAUAACAUUUGUGUUGUUAAAUUUUUCAUAAAAAAUAAAUUAUAAAAUUAUUAUUUUUAUGAUUAAUUAUAAUUAUAAUAAUUAUUAUUUAAAUAUUGUUAACGUAGAAAAAUGUUAGCAAUAACUGCUGCUGCACUUCUUCUUGACGAAUGUGAAGAACAUGAACGUUAUCUUGAAAAGGAACAUCAGAAAAAUGAAUUAAGAUUGAGAAAUUCUCCUCAUGCAGAAGAGUCAUCACCACAAAGUUAUCCUGAUGUUGAUAACACUGAGAAUUUAUUUGAAAGACGAGAAGAAUUUCAAGACAAUCUACGUGAUAUAGUUGUCAAUGGAAAAUCGUUCAAUAAUUUACAUACAAUUUAUUCUACACUAAUAAAUCAAUACCCAGAUAUUGAAUUGACGUAUCCAUUUGAAAGAGCUGUUGAAUUAAUGAAAAAUUGGGAACAUGGAGAAUUUCUUGAAGUACCAUUGUCUUUGAAAGAGUACACUAGAAUAUUAUUAUCUGAAACAUGGAAAAAUGUAUUGACUAAAUGGAAUGAAGUUGAAAUGAGUGUUCAUACUGUUGAAAGUUUCGAUGGAAAUUGUAUAACUGUAUUUGCUGAUCAUUCAUAUUUACAAUUAUUUAUUGAUUCGACUGAUUUUAAGCUUGAUGUUUGUCCACUUGAUGAUACUAAUGUACCAAAAGUUGAAAAAUUAAUGAACAUUUCAGUAUUAGUUUCUAACGAGUGGUGGCCAAUUGCUUGGGUAUUGAUUGAAAAAUCAACAGUUGAAACAUACACAGCAGUGUUUCAUGUAUUAAAUUCAGUACAUGGUGUUAUGAAUAAACCAGAUAAAAUAGUACUUUCUUAUUUUGAAACACAACUUGGAGAUUCUAUAAAUUUGUAUUUUCCAUCAUCAACAGUUAUUUGUACAAUGAGUGUUGCAGAUGAAUUGGAUCGUAUACAUGGUAAAAAAUAUACGAGUAUAAUGUUGAUAAAAACUCCAAGAAUUUCACGUUGUUUUAAAAAAUUGUUGGAACUUGAUCAAUUGCCUGCUGAUGAAAUUGAAAGUUCAUUUGAACGUCUAUUUGAAUCAUCAAAAAUGUUUGAUAAUGAAUUUUUAAAAAUAGCAUUUAAUUGUUAUCGUGAAUUGUGGAUUGAAAAAAUAACACCAAAACGUAUUUCUUGUUUUGAAAAUAGAAAUAUUAAAUUAGCUAAAAUUGCGAAAAUUUUUGAAUCCAUUGAUUUGCCUGAUGUUGCUAAAUGGACAACAGUUUUUCGACCAUUUAAAAUAUGGAAAUUUACAGAAAGACUGCUGGUUAUAAUGAUUAUUUUGAGAAGCAAAAUACAUUUGUCAAUUGAUUGAUUAUAUUUAAUUUUGUAAAAGAUAUAUUAUGUUUAAUAUAUAAAUUUUUUAAUAUUUAUAUUUCAUCAAAAAA